AUGUUAUUCGAACUCGCUCUCAGAAUCAUCCCAUCCCUUUACUUCGUUUAUCUGGUUACAUCUACCAUAUGGUACCUCUACCUCCACCCCCUCCACCGCAUCCCCGGCCCAAAAUCAUGGAUUAUCUUCCCCAUCCUCCGACAAAUCUCCGGCAUCCGCGGCAGAUUCGACAGCGACAUGCGCCGCUUUCACAAGCACUACGGAACCGCAGUCCGCUUUGGCCGGGCAGAAGUCUCCUUCAUCACCCCCGACGCGUGGAAGGAGAUAUACGGACAUGGUCACGCACAGUUACCGAAAGUGCUGACGUCUGUUAGUAACACGUCGGAUAUCAUUAGUUCGAAUGAUGCGGAUCAUAGUCGAUACCGGAAGGCGCUUUCGCAUGCCUUUUCUGCGAAGGGCCUGCAGGCGCAGGAGCCGCUUCUUAAUGGGUAUGUGGACAAGUUGAUUGAGAGGUUGAAGGGUAUGGCGGCGUCGGCGGUACCGGUGGAUAUGGUCAAGUGGUAUAAUCUGACGACGUUCGAUGUGAUCGGGGAUCUUGCAUUUGGGGAGCCGUUCGGGGGCUUGGACAGGGCUGAGUAUCAUUACUGGGUGGCGAUGGUUUUUGGGUUCGUCAAGGUUGCCCCAUUUGCGCGACUUAGGGAUGCGUAUCCGGUUGUAUUCAAAUUGUUGAAGACAUUCCUGUUGCCGAAGGGUUUGAUGGCCGCGAGACAAAGACAGAUCGAGCAUGCGCAGAGGACUGUUGCUAAGAGGUUGCAGAAUGCCAAUGCUUACCACCGGGGGGACUUUAUGGACUCGAUGCUGCGGCAUGCUGGGGAGAAAGAUGGGUUGUCUGUUGAGGAGCUUGAGGGGAAUGCGAAUAUUCUGAUUAUUGCGGGGAGUGAGACGACUGCGACGUUGCUUUCCGGGGUGACGUACUGGUUGCUUAGGACGCCUGAUGUUAUGAAGAAGGUUACGGAUGAGGUGAGGGGUGUGAUGCAGUCGGAGGCUGAGAUUACUUCAAACACUGUUGCUGCGAGGCUUCCUUAUAUGCUUGCUUGUCUUGAGGAGGCGCUUCGGAUGUAUCCUCCUGUUCCGACGGGGUUGCAGCGAAGGACUUUGACUCCGGUUCAGAUUGCUGGAUAUGAUGUCGCACCUGGUACAUCCGUAUCCGUCCACCAAUCCGCAGCCUACGCUUCCCCAGUCAAUUUCUACCUCCCAGAGCAAUUCAUCCCCGAGCGCUGGCUCCCAGAGGCCAAGGAUAAUCCAUCCUCGCCAUUCUUUUCGGACAGACGUGACGUGCUGCAGCCAUUCUCAGCCGGCCCGCGGAACUGUAUUGGGAGGAACUUGGCAUUUGCUGAGAUGCGGCUUAUUCUUGCGAGGGUCCUUUGGAACUUUGAUCUCGAAUUAUGCAAGGAGAGUGCAAAAUGGGCCGAGCAGAAGAGUUAUACAUUGUGGGAGAAGCCGGCUUUGAUGUGUAAGUUGAGGCCGCGGGCGUGA
This is a messenger RNA of Aspergillus chevalieri, 1476 nucleotides long. Its product is annotated as cytochrome P450. The transcript has 2 exons. The coding region runs from base 1 to 1476 and encodes 491 amino acids. Gene Ontology annotation, molecular function: iron ion binding; heme binding; monooxygenase activity. NCBI's taxonomy places the organism in Eukaryota, Fungi, Ascomycota, Eurotiomycetes, Eurotiales, Aspergillaceae. The record is from RefSeq and is a predicted model, not a curated record.